UGGGGUUUAUGCAAUCGGUGCUGAAGGCUCGGUUGACGACAACCGACAGCCAACUCGUAUUUAGUAGCAAUCGCGACGUACAGAGAAUGCCACAAGUUAGGUUUUAACGCUCCUCUCUAUUUAAUUAGUAUAAAACUUACGAAUCACGAUUUACUACAUUACGCUAGAGAUCUCGGGCCGGUAAAGAUGUAUCAAAUAUAUAUAAUAGCCACUGUGAUUGCUGUUAUUCAUGGAGCGGUGGAUUUUCAGAAGCACUUCAAAGUAUGUAACAGGAAUUCACUGGAACUAAAUGACUGUAUGGUUGAAGCAGUGCGCGAUGGAAUCCUUGCGAUGGCAGAUGGCAUAGAGGAAUUGCGGAUUCCGCCUAUUGACCCGUAUCACCAAAAGGAAUUAAAAGUUGAAUAUAAAAAUAACCAGAUUUCUGCCAAAAUAGUGACAAAAGAUAUUUACGUGGCAGGACUCAAAUCCUCUGUGGUUAAAGAUGCAAGAGUCCGUGCUGAUGAGGAUAGUCUUCGAAUCGAAAUUGAUUUGUUUUCACCAACGGUCUUUAUAAAAGGGGAGUAUGAAGGAGAAGGCCAAUAUAAUGCGCUAAAAGUUGCUGCUGACGGAGAAUUUAAUACAACAAUGACUGAUUUAGUGUACACAUGGAAACUAGAAGGGGUUCCAGAGAAGAAUGGUUCUGACACAUACAUUCGGAUAAAAUCCUUCUACAUGAGACCUGAUGUUGGAAAUAUGAUUACUAACUUUUUUAACAACAAUCCGAGUACUAGGGAAUUGACGGAUUUAGGUACAAGAUUUAUGAAUAAUAACUGGAGACUUCUUUAUCGCGAGCUUUUACCAUUCGCACAAUCUAACUGGGAUAAAAUUGGCACGCGUGUUGCGAAUAAAAUAUUCUUAAAAGUGAAAUAUGAUGACAUUUUUCCUGUGGAUUGAAGACAAUUCGAGGGUAAUUGCGGUAUAGAUGCCCUACUCAUAAAAUCGAGUUGAACACUUUUCAUAUUAUUUGUCAUUAAAACAUUUAACUAUUAUAAUGGAUAUACCCAUAUUUUAAUAUUAAAUCGGUAAAUGAAAGUAAAACACUUUCUUUAUAUGCGUGAAAAUAACCAAAAAAUAUAUAAACUUUCUAUGUGCUUACGGCAGGGUGUAGUUGCUCCAUGUGCUUUUUUAUCACAUAUUUUCUUUUAUUGUAAAUAGAAGGAUUCAACUUUAAAAUAUUAUAAUUCAGUUUAUAUUGUCACUGGUACUAUCAUAAUAUAAUACGGCCUCAUGGGCACCGCUAAGAUUAGUUUAAGGGAGGUGCAUCUGCACCUACGCUUUGCUAUGUAAUAUCAUAAAGUUUUAUUUUUUCAAUUCUAAUCACGCGGGUUUUUGAAAAUGCUGUACUUAUUAUAAAAUAGACCCUGUGGUCGAUAUGUUCUCAUUGUUGCGGAUUUCUUCAGUGACUUACAUUUUUUGUGAUUUAUUUCUAGGCAGGGGGGGGGGAGGGUGCACGUGCAUCUAUUAUCUAUUAUAUAUUGUGAUAAAUUAAAAGUACUUAAAAGUAAAAAAUAAUGGGCUCACUGUAAUCAUUAGUGAGACAAAUGUUUAAUGUAAAUAUACUUACCUAUACCUACAAAUGAUGAUAAGGAUUAAAACAGUAUACUUAAUAAUUGUACUUACAUUAUGUAGGUAAUUAGCAAUCGCUCAUUUUAAAGUACAAAAUAAGUUCUCAUAAGUAUAAGUAACAUUAAAUAUACCUAAGUAUAUAUUUAAUAAAAACAAUUAU
Molecule: messenger RNA, 1765 nt
Organism: Manduca sexta (tobacco hornworm)
Lineage: Eukaryota; Metazoa; Arthropoda; Insecta; Lepidoptera; Sphingidae
Exons: 6
Coding region: 187-933 (248 amino acids)
Source: RefSeq, a predicted model, not a curated record